Esox lucius (northern pike) is the source of this 2986-nucleotide messenger RNA. RefSeq names its product coenzyme Q8B (gene coq8b). Gene Ontology annotation, biological process: ubiquinone biosynthetic process. Gene Ontology annotation, molecular function: kinase activity. NCBI's taxonomy places the organism in Eukaryota, Metazoa, Chordata, Actinopteri, Esociformes, Esocidae. Gene Ontology annotation, cellular component: extrinsic component of mitochondrial inner membrane. The record is from RefSeq and is a predicted model, not a curated record.
AAUUGGACCGGAUUGGACGGCAGUAAAUCGUGUCAAAUUUCCAUUUCCGGUAUUGGUUGUUGUUGCAAAAUAGCAUGUAUUCACGCUUCACCGGACAGAGGACACUCAGCUACUUCAAAUUAUAGAUAUAACAUAUAAACAAAAUGAUGCUGGCUGACGUGCUCCAGGUGCUGCGGGGAGCAGGGAAGGUUGGCCGAGCCUUUGCCAACACACAGGGGGAGAUGCUAAGGCUGAUGGCCUGUAACUCCACACUGGGGACCGGGGUCAGAGCGGCCCAGGAGGUGGUGGAGGUCGCGAUGGGCACGUUGAUGGGUGGAGCAGCCACGCCACGAUCCAUCAAGGAGGAUGUGUUCCCUGACCCGGAGGGUUGGGAGAUUGAUCCAGAAGAGGCUGCUAAGUGGUCAGUGGCCUCGGAGCUCCCCCAAGACACAGGAGCCACAGAGACGUCCGGCGGGGCACCUCCCUGCCAUCCUGGGGGUCCAGGGGGCGCGGGAUUGUCCGGUCAAAGUGCCCGGUUCCUGCACGUCGCCUCAACGCUACGGCACACUAGGUUUCUCCAUGACUCGGUAGUGGCCAGGCUCACACCAGAGGACAUGGAGAAGGCCCGGGAGGCCAAGCAGGGGCUCAGCCGCCCCAUUGUCAAGCAGAAGCUUAGUGAUCGUGCAAGAGAGAGGAAGGUCCCCGCCACAAGAUUAAGUAGGCUGGCGAACUUUGGGGGGCUGGCGGUGGGUUUGGGUCUUGGUGCCAUUGCGGAAAUGGCAAAGCAGUCUAUGGGCUCAAAGCGCUCAAAGGGCGCCCUGUUGGACUCCCCGCUCCUGUCUGAUGCCAAUGCAGAGCGCAUAGUCAACACCUUGUGUAAGGUCAGAGGGGCCGCGCUCAAAAUAGGACAGAUGCUCAGUAUACAAGAUAACUCCUUCAUAAGCCCUCAGCUGCAGAAGAUCUUUGAGAGGGUCCGACAGAGUGCAGACUUCAUGCCCACCUGGCAGAUGAAUAAAGUUAUGGAGGAAGAGCUAGGCAUGGGAUGGAGGGAAAAGCUGUUGUCGUUUGAAGACAAACCGUUUGCUGCCGCCUCGAUCGGCCAGGUUCAUCGUGCGGUGAUGCUGGAUGGCAGAGAGAUUGCCAUGAAGAUCCAGUACCCAGGAGUAGCCGAGAGCAUCCACAGUGACAUCGACAACCUCAUGGCCGUUCUGAAGAUGAGUGUUAGUCUUCCAGAAGGCUUGUUUGCAGACAGCAGUCUAGAGGUCCUUCAACGAGAGCUGGCGUGGGAGUGUGAUUACAAGCGCGAGGCGGAGAGUGCUAAGAAAUUUAAGUCACUGCUGGCCGACGACCCGUUUUUCGGUGUGCCGUUUGUGGUGGACGAGCUCUCGGCUGGAAGGGUUCUGGCCAUGGAGUUGGUGUCUGGUGUACCGCUGGACAGCUGUGUGGGUCUGGAUCAGGAGACAAGGAAUAUGAUCAGUUUCAGCAUCCUGCAGCUGUGUCUGAGGGAGCUGUUUGAGUUCCGCUUCAUGCAGACGGACCCCAACUGGGCCAACUUCUUCUACAACGCUGAGCAGAACAAGAUUAUUCUGCUGGAUUUCGGUGCGUGUCGGGAUUACCCCGAAGCCUUUACAGAUGAUUACAUACAGGUGGUGCAUGGAGCCUCAGUUGGAGACAGGGCGACCGUUCUAGAAAAAUCCAAGGAUCUCAAGUUCCUCACAGGGUUUGAGACCAAGGCUUUCCAGGAUGCCCAUGUAGAGGCCGUGAUGAUCCUCGGUGAGGCUUUUGCCAACUCCGACGCCUUUGACUUUGGCACUCAGAGCACGACGCAACGCAUCCACAGCCUGAUUCCUGUCAUGCUGCGCCACCGCCUGACACCCCCGCCAGAGGAGACCUACUCCCUGCACCGCAAGAUGGCAGGCUCCUUCCUCAUCUGUUCCAAACUUGGUGCCAAAAUUGCCUGUAGGGACAUGUUCCUGGAUAUCUACAAUGCCUACAACCAGUGGGCUUCAAAAGGAGAAGGCAUCCCGGGGUCAGGCCUAGAGGUCAAGGGUGACGUGACGUCGGGUUGGGCUCAAAGUUCAUCUGACAGGCCCUGACAGUGGGAAGAAAGUGAUUGUCCAACCCUAUUGGCCUUGACUAUGUUUAUGUAGGCCAGCAUAGACUGAAACUGUACUGUGUUGGACACCCUCACACUCCACGCAUUUUCAUGUAGACGGAUUGAUGCCACUGCACCAUUGUCCUGUUGUGGAAGAGUGAUGGAAAUUAAUGGGAGUCAGAGCAUAUGCUUGUAUAAGAACAGACUUAGUGACUUAGUCGCUUGGGAUUGGUGUUAAUGACUGGAAAAUGUAAAGGUAUGGCCCGACGGAUGUGCCAUAACCGGUUCGAGCCAGGUCUCAGUUAAGGAAAAACAUAAUGGAACAUUUCCAGUGUUUAGGACGUGUCCUGGCCCAGGGGUUUUCUUGAAGCUGUCAUUUUAAUGCAGAACAAUAAUGUGUGAUAAUGUAAUACACACUACAAAGGUCACUCCUUACGAUAUUGUUACAGUCAAUGUCAGCCUGAAAGAUUUAGACUUUGCUGUCAAUUUUGUUUUGUUUUUCUGCCCAACUUUCGAAGUUUAUGUCACUGCCUUUUUGGUUGCGUUGUUAAGCUGUUGUGUGAAUGCAUCAUGAAUACCAUGUUAGAAUGAGCAGGGGUAUUUUCAAAGGAAUUCUUAAUGUUGACAUCCACAGAUCUCCUUGAAAACAACAUGGUAAAAUGGUGCUGCUUCUUAACGGCAACUGGAAAAGGAUAAAAGUAAGCAUUGCUGACAUUUCCACUUAAUCUGUGCUACUGUGCAGUUUGGGACCACACUUAAGUGUGAUAAGAAAUAUAGUAACAGAAAGACAUUUGCAAUUAGUUAGCUGACUUUUAAAUCAAGGUGUCUAGUACUUAGCAAAAAUAUAAAUGUGAAAUGUCAAGUGUUGGUCCCAUGUUUCAUGAGCUAAAAUAAAAGAUCCAAGACAUUUUG